Messenger RNA from Pleurotus ostreatus (oyster mushroom), 1578 nucleotides. RefSeq lists its product as uncharacterized. The transcript has 2 exons. Gene Ontology annotation, molecular function: heme binding; oxidoreductase activity, acting on paired donors, with incorporation or reduction of molecular oxygen; steroid hydroxylase activity. Lineage: Eukaryota; Fungi; Basidiomycota; Agaricomycetes; Agaricales; Pleurotaceae. The record is from RefSeq and is a predicted model, not a curated record. Bases 1 to 1578 code for a protein of 525 amino acids.
AUGGUAGGGGUGUUUGAGUACGCUCUGGCCAUUGGUGGCAUCGCCCUCUGCGUGUCUUUGACCACUUCCCGGAGGCCGAAUCCACCAGGCAACGUCAGCCUGCCCCCCGUCUACGGUCCAUGGUAUCUACCCUAUCCGAUCCGUGGAUUCCUAGCCAUGGCGAAGCUAGGGAUGGACGAAGACAAUUUCCUUCUUUCCCUGCGACGUGAUUACGGACCCGUCGUCCAUCUUCCAUGGCCCCUCAACCAGAUUUUUGUACUCGACGGGACUCUUAUUCAUAAAGUGUACGGUGCCCCAUCUUCGACACUAUCGUUCACCGCAAUACGACGGAAAUUCCAGACAAUCAUUUUUGGCUCACCAUGGAAAAUUUCCCAGGGCCCUGGCCUUGCGCGCAUGUUCCCCGUUCACGCCAAAGGUCUCGCCAACCUUCGCCUAGAUGCUCCAGUUGAACGUUUCACGCGUAUUGUCCAGGCGAAAGUAGCACAGCUGAAGGAACAGAUUGAAUCGUUGCCUGAGCAGGCCGUUGAAAUCCCGAUUACCAAGUGGGUCAUUGAUACGAUGUUCGAAGCUGCCACAAUCGGCUUGUUUGGGGAGGAAUUCUGCGAGCGGACACUGAAGGCAGGAUUGCAGCAGGAUUUUAACCGAUUCGACGCAUCCUUCCCCCUACUGGCUGCAGAGAUGAUCCCAAUGGCACUCUACCCGCUCGUACCGCCCAUAGCAGACGGGAUGAAGGGUCGAGAAGCGAUGUUCUCAGUGCUCACACAGUGGGUCGAGGAUGGCCUCCCUGGUCUCGACGAAGGGGUCAUUCACGACAUGGCUCAGAUGGGAUUGGCGGAAGGUUAUACCUCGAGAGAGAUAGCCACCCUUCUUUUGGGCGAUCUUUGGGCCCUUCAGGCCAACGCGCCAUAUGCUGCUUCCGCGCUUCUCCUUUACAUCGUCCAAAGUAACAUCCUGGACCAAGUGCGUGAGGAGAUAGAUGCUUUACCCAAGCAGAGCGAAGAUACAUCGGACCCGGUCGUGACCUUGAAAACCCUAGCCUCGAUGCCUUUAGUCGCUUCAUGCGUGCAGGAGACUGUCAGGUUGAAUACCUCGAGUUUCAGCAUUAGGGUCGUUGAAAAGGAUUUUGUAUUGUCUGCAUCAGGCGAGGGAGGGAUAUUCAUCCCCGCUGGUAUGCGCGUCGUGUGCAUUACCCGCGUUGGACACCUCAUGGAUGAACUGUGGGGCGCCAACCCCGAGUCGUGGAUUGGUGAUCGCUUUUUGGCCGAAAAGCAAGGCGACGCCCUCAGCUCGAAGAGGUCCAGAGAGAUGAAUGGCUUUGGGGGCGGAAUAUCUAUCUGCGAAGGGCGCCAUCUAGCAACGGCUGAGCUUAAAUCCAUCCUAACCAUUAUACUUUCGAACUUGGACAUCACGCCUCUCAAGCACGUUGCAGAUCCGAGGAUUCCCAUUGGACCAGCUACCGCGAACAACGUUUGGAAAGGACUCCAACCGAGCAGAGAUCUCACGCGUCCGGGACUGGGGGCGUUCCAGUUCGGAGCAUCUGACGUGAUUGCGAGAGUAACAAAACGCAAAUCAUCGUAG